This is a messenger RNA of Rangifer tarandus platyrhynchus (Svalbard reindeer), 1041 nucleotides long. Lineage: Eukaryota; Metazoa; Chordata; Mammalia; Artiodactyla; Cervidae. The record is from the annotation of a GenBank genome assembly.
AUGCUCUCGAGUUCCUCCAAACUCUACCUAGGGGCCAAUCGGAGACACCUGACUUUCCAAAGAUCAGACACCCCAGCCCAGGACCACUCGAGACGGCCGACGGUCCGAACCUGCUCGGCUGGUCACUCCACACCUGGACUGCGAGGGGAGAUUACGAGACGACUGGGCAUCCUGAACCCCAGACUUUGGUCCCGCAUCCCAGAAGUGAAGACCCCGUGGUUCUCAAAAAACUAUCGUUCCGUCUCCCACCCGGGACGGCGGUCCGGACCACAGUUCAGGAAGCCGGGCCCAAUCAACGCACACCGGCCUAAAAGUCUCCCAGAGGCGAAACCGCGCGAACCCGCCCAAUCACUUGAAACGCUUCAAAUGCCCGCGGGCGCCCCGCCCCCGCGCAGCCCCUCUCCGCACGCAGGCCCCGCUCUGCCAGAGCGCCACGACCCGGGCCCCGGGGGGCGCAGACUGGCCCCGGCCCGCUCCGACCGCCUGGGCCGCGGACCGAGGGGCAACGGCUCCGCGCGCCGUCCCGCGCCCCGGGAGGGCCCGGCCGACCGCGGCGGCCGCUUACCUGCGGCCCGGCUGGGACCCGGGCGCGGAGGCAGAGGGGAAGAACGUGCGCGGAAGAGCCCAGAGGGCAACGGCGUGCGCCACCGGCCUCAGCCUCUCGCUCCCGGAGCGUGUUUUCAAAUCGCCUCAGCCUCACGCGGCCGCGUCUCCUUCCGCCGCCCGGAAAUCAGGGCCCCUCCUCCGCCGCGCCGCGCUCACGUGACCGCGGCCCGCCGCCGCGCGCAGCCGGGGAGGCGGGAGCGGGAGCGGGAGCGGCAGGCCCCGCCCCCAGGAGGCGGGGGCGCCCGCCGGAAGCUUCCCGCGCUCCGGGAAUCCGAGAUCGUGGAGCGCGGGGUCCAAGGACAAAGCUUGGCCCUGCGUGCGUGCCGUUUAGGGGUGUCGCCCUGGUCACAGCUGGUUGAGGGCUGGCGUCUUCUCUCCCUGGUAGAGCACUGUUUUUCAGACCUGGAGCCACAUUCAAAUAAGAGUAUAAGUUGA